GUUUUGUUUUCCCUUUUCACAGACCUGUGAAUGACCAUAGACUUGGCUUGACCUUGAUUUUGAUGGCUUUUCUGGAAGAUCUGAUGAUGUGAUUGCAUGUCAUGAGGUGAUUGCUCUCCAGCCUCCAGCCUCCGUGGCUCAGUGUAUAAACCACUUCUGCCACAUGGACAAUUUUCUUUUAAACAAUCCUUUUGGCUACUUUUAUUUUCUCGCUUCUCAUUUCCGCCUUGUUUCUUCUUAAUGUUGGGAGCUUUAUUCUACCCUCUGAUGUGAUUGAUAGUCCUGCUUCUCCGUGCUGCUGAUUUCCAGUUUAAGCUACAAUGGCUCUGAGUGGCAACUGCAGGACUUACCUUCCUUCUCGGGAGCAGGGGACGGGGCUGCACUCCUUCCCCGAGGUGGUGGAGCUCAACGUGGGCGGCCAGGUUUACUUCACUCGCCACUCCACCUUGGUUGGCACCCCUCACUCCCUGCUCUGGAAAAUGUUCACCCCAAAGAGAGACACAGCCAACGAUCUGGCCAAGGACUCCAAGGGAAGAUUCUUCAUCGACAGAGAUGGUUUCCUUUUCCGCUAUAUUCUGGACUAUCUCAGGGACAAGCAAGUGGUUCUGCCCGACCACUUCCCAGAGAAGGGAAGGCUCAAGAGGGAGGCUGAGUACUUCCAGCUCCCGGACUUGGUCAAGCUCCUGACUCCCGACGACAACAAGCAAAGCCCCGACGAUUAUUGCCACAGCGACUACGAAGAGGUGUCCCAGGGCAGUGACACGAGAAUAUGCCCCCCCUCGUCGCUCCUACCGCCGGACCGCAAGUGGGGAUUCAUCACCAUCGGCUACCGUGGCUCCUGCACCAUUGGCAGGGAGAGCCAAGCAGAUGCCAAAUUCAGGAGGGUCCCAAGGAUUUUGGUUUGUGGAAGGAUUUCUUUGGUCAAAGAGGUUUUUGGAGAAAGUUUGAAUGAAAGCAGAGACCCGGACAGGGCUCCAGAAAGGUACACCUCCAGGUUUUAUCUCAAGUUCAAGCACCUGGAGAGGGCUUUUGACAUGUUGUCCGAGUGUGGAUUCCACAUGGUGGCCUGUAACUCCUCAGUGACGGCUUCCUUCGUCAACCAGUACACAGACGACAAGGUCUGGUCCAGCUACACCGAAUAUGUCUUCUACCGCGAGCCCUCCCGCUGGUCCUCGUCCCACUGCGACUGCUGCUGCAAGAACGGCAAGGGCGACAAGGAGGGCGAGAGCGGCACGUCCUGCAACGAGCUGUCCACGUCGAGCUGCGACAGCCAGUCCGAGGCCAGCUCCCCCCAGGAGACCGUCAUCUGCGGGCCCGUCACACGCCAGCCCAACAUUCAGACUCUGGACCGGCCGGCCAAGAAGGGCCCGGUGCAGCUGCUGCAGCAGUCCGAGAUCCGCAGGAAGAGCGACCUGCUCCGGACUCUCACCUCCGGCUCCCGCGAGUCCAACUCCAGCAAGAAAAAAGCAGUGAAGGAGAAGCUCUCCAUUGAGGAAGAGCUGGAAAAAUGUAUCCAGGAUUUCCUCAAAAUCAAAAUCCCAGACAGGUUUCCCGAGAGGAAACACCCCUGGCAAUCCGAACUGCUGCGGAAGUACCACCUUUAGGCUUCGGGCGGGCAGAGCACACGACCUCGUUACGUUAGAGCCAGAUCCUGAGUGACACAGAAGUAAUUCCCAAUAAUAACUAUUUGUUAGGUCGCCAAAACCAAAAUCCAUCUCUAGUACUGCCUAAUUUGCCUAUUUCACCUUAACAUUUCUAGUGGUAGGGGAACGAUAUUUUUGCAGUCCUGGAAGCACAAUGACAAACGCUUUUGUUUGUAAACUUGGAGUCUUACACAAGCUGAAAACCUUAAGGGCGCAGCCAGGCCCACCCCGAGGGACGCUCGUGUGGCCCCGGAGCAGGCAGGGCGGGGUGGCGAGGGCUCCGUGCCCUCUGCACCCUGCUCGGAGCACGCGUGGCUGGAGGGAGGAGCACAGCACAAAGCCCCAGCUCUGCCCCGGCAGUUUAAGCAUGUGUAUUUAUAUAUGUGCAUAUAUAUAUGUGUGUAUAUAUAUCUCUGUGUAUAUAUAUAUAUGUAUAUAUAUAUCAAUAUAUAUUGCUUACGGAUUUUCUGGCUCUCUCCUUAUAACUGCACUUUCUCAGAAAAGAGCAUUUUUUUUUUAGUCUGUGGAUGUCCCGUUUCUUCCCCAGGCCUUCGAGGGCUGAACCGUAGAAAUCCAUCCCCCCUGUCUCUCUCCUGCUCCCCCUGCCAGUCCUUCCCCUCCCCGGGGCACUGGAAAUGUGUCCCAGUGGAGACCAGGGUGCAGUCCCCGGCUUUGUGUCACCAUCAGCAGAGUGUCCCGUUUGUUUGGGGUGCUCUUGUCCCUCCCGUGUUCCCCGAGGCUCUCGGCUGUUCAAGGUGUGCUGGACCCCGCUGGAAGCCGCAGGGAUGGCUCCGGGCUGUGCGGGGAUGCUGGGGGGGGAUGCAGGUGCCAGGUGUGUGUGGCAGGAGCGGCUGUCCCAGCUGGCAGGGACAGCGGGCACCGCGGCCCCUCUGCCCCAGGGAUUGCCCAGCCCA
This is a messenger RNA of Vidua macroura (Pin-tailed whydah), 2557 nucleotides long. RefSeq names its product potassium channel tetramerization domain containing 16 (gene KCTD16). The coding region runs from base 321 to 1604 and encodes 427 amino acids. Gene Ontology annotation, biological process: regulation of G protein-coupled receptor signaling pathway; protein homooligomerization. NCBI's taxonomy places the organism in Eukaryota, Metazoa, Chordata, Aves, Passeriformes, Viduidae. Gene Ontology annotation, molecular function: protein binding. Gene Ontology annotation, cellular component: presynaptic membrane; postsynaptic membrane. The record is from RefSeq and is a predicted model, not a curated record. The transcript is spliced from 2 exons.